Oncorhynchus masou masou (cherry salmon) is the source of this 2288-nucleotide messenger RNA. RefSeq names its product membrane progestin receptor gamma-B-like. Gene Ontology annotation, molecular function: signaling receptor activity. Bases 98 to 1177 code for a protein of 359 amino acids. Gene Ontology annotation, cellular component: membrane. The record is from RefSeq and is a predicted model, not a curated record. The transcript is spliced from 9 exons. NCBI's taxonomy places the organism in Eukaryota, Metazoa, Chordata, Actinopteri, Salmoniformes, Salmonidae.
CAACAUAGCAACAACCUUAUAAAGGAAAAGAUGCUCCCUCUCUCUGGCUUCAGUUCAUACAGCAAGUGAAGUCAACACCACUGUCCUCUCAGACAACAUGCUCAGCCUUCUUAAACUGCCCAGAGUCUUCACCAUCCACCAAGUCCCAAAAGUGUUCCAUGAGGACAGCAUCAUCUCAGGCUACCGACACCCUCGCAGCUCAGCCACUGACUGCAUCCUCAGCCUCUUCCAGCUGACCAAUGAAACGCUCAAUAUCUGGACACACUUCCUGCCCACAUGGUACUUCUUAUGGAAGCUGCUGACGGUGGUCCUGAAGGAACACGUCCUCCACGACUCGUUCACGUGGCCCCUCCUGGUGUUCCUGAUGUCGUGCUGUGUGUACCCGCUGGCCUCUAGCUGUGCCCACACCUUCAGCACCAUGUCAACACGCGCACGACACAUCUGCUUCUUCUUCGACUACGGAGCUCUGAGUCUCUACAGCCUGGGCUCUGCCAUGACAUAUUCUGCCUACGUUAUUCCUGAUAACUGGGUGAACAGUUCGUCCCACCAGUACUAUAUCCCCAUCGCUGUGGUGAACACGGUCAUCUGUACCGCCUUAGCCUGCUACUCCAGGCUUGGUUUACCAUAUAUCCAAUAUAACCAUGACGUCAUAAAAAGAUUCUCAGAGUGUAAGAGCCCAAAGUUUGGCAAAUUUCUCCGCAUUCUAGCUUUCGCAUUACCCUACCUGUUCGACAACAUUCCUCUCUUCUACAGGCUCUUCUUGUGUGUGGGUGAGGGCUGCACUGUCAACGAUGCCAACGCUCUCCACCACACCCACAUCGCCCUGGCCUUCCUGACCGCAUUCCUCUUCGCCACACACCUACCAGAGCGCCUGGCCCCCGGCAGCUUCGACUACAUAGGUCACAGCCACCAACUGUUCCACGUGUUCGGCAUAAUCGGCACUCAUUUCCAGAUGGAGGCCAUUGAGCAGGACAUGGUGACGCGACGCCCGUGGCUCCUCACGUACUCUCUGCCCAUCACCUUCACCAACACACUGGGGGCGGCACUGCUGAGUGUAACCCUCAGCCUUGGCAUCAUCGUCUUCUUUAGUCUGCCUCUGCUCUGGUCAGCCACCCGGGGAGAACACACUGAGAAGACACAGUCACGUCCAAUAGCCAAGGGCUGCCAGUACCACUAGCACUAGCCAUUAACCACAUGCUAAUUAUAAUGUAUAUGGGAUGUAGGAACUGGAUGGCUCAGUUGGUGGAGCAUGGUGCCUGUAAUGCCAGGAUUGUGGAUUUGAUUCACAGGGCCACCCACACGUAAAAUGUAUACAAACAUGAAUGUAAGUCACUUUGGAUAAGAGCGUCUGCUAAAUGGCAUAUAUUUGUAUUAUAUUACUAUGAUUAAACUGGACACUGUGGUGGGGGUGGGCUUGGGAGAAGAGGUGAACAACUGAAGUGAACCACUAUGGCUUCUUGGUGUUGGAUAGAGGUGAAGUCAUGACAAGAUACAAUGCUGAAGGAGCAAUGAACUGUUCUUCACAUUGUCAACACGGAUGAAUAAACUGGUAGCUGAACAAGAGCUCCAUAUAUACUGCAAUGGGGGACAGACAAAGUUAGUGGUACCUCUGGUAGUAUUAUAUUGACUAUAGGACAAGUACACAGUACUAAACAUGUAGUCCUUGCUUUUGUUCGCUGAUUUACCAACGCUACUGAGGAGCAGGAAGAGACUGGAGCAGUGGGAAGUCAAACUGUAUAUGAAGAAUCAAUCCACUGAGUAGCAGGAAGAGACUGGAGCAGUGGGAAGUCAAACUGUAUAUGAAGAAUCAAUCCACUGAGGAGCAGGAAGAGACUGGAGCAGUUGGAAGUCAAACUGUAUAUGAAGAAUCAAUCCACUGAAUGUUACAUGAAGACGAAUUUUCAAUAUUCCUUCAAUUUAGUUUUUCUUUUUAAACACUUUUUAUACUAAAUAUAUUUAUCACUUGAUCAUUUUUAUACGCAAACAAUGGAUAUGUACCACAAACACAUCAACAAUUUUAGGACCACAGACUGUAGCCUAAGGGCUGUUAAGUGGAGGGUUUUGGUAGUAUAUUGUAAAGUAAAAUCAGCACUGAAGGACACAACUUAUUAAUGAAGUUUACAGUAUGUAUGAUGGUCAGCUACUAAAGUGAAGCUGCCUUUUAGAGAUACAAGUCAUACAUGUCAGAUCGCUUUCCUGUAAACUGUUAAGUACAGUAUUAUUUAAAGCAUCACCAAGACAUUAUAGUUCUCCGUUACACAUUAAACGUUUUCUUUGGCUCAUGUAAA